Messenger RNA from Clarias gariepinus (North African catfish), 2166 nucleotides. RefSeq names its product calcyon neuron-specific vesicular protein (gene caly). Gene Ontology annotation, cellular component: endosome; membrane. The record is from RefSeq and is a predicted model, not a curated record. Lineage: Eukaryota; Metazoa; Chordata; Actinopteri; Siluriformes; Clariidae. Gene Ontology annotation, biological process: endosomal transport; clathrin coat assembly; G protein-coupled dopamine receptor signaling pathway. Gene Ontology annotation, molecular function: clathrin light chain binding.
ACGCAGCCUCCGCUGGAUCUGGCAUUGCCACGGUAACCGGGCUGCUCCGUUCAGCCGCACUGAUUUCUCUUUUCGCUGUUUCUUGUUUUCCUUAGGAAUCUCCCCGAAGGAAAAGAUCCACAUCGCUAGCGACACAGAAAAUCGACAUGGUGAAGCUGGGCAGCACUUUUGGCGAGAAGGUGGAGAGGGAGCCGUCUCUGGAGGAUGGCUUUGAUAACAUCCCUCUGAUCACACCACUGGAGGUUAACCAGCUCCAGAAACCAUUUCCAGAUAAGGUCAUCGUCAAAACAACCACUGAGUAUCAGCUGCAAAAGAAGCAAAAGAAGAAGCUGUACAUGCCCGGCAUUAAGAAGUUAAACAUAAACCUUUAUGAUGAGGUAUCCGAGAAGGUCAAGCUCACAGGACUUAUUCUCAUGACCUUGGCUUUCCUAGCAUGUCUGCUGCUACUGGUUAUGUAUAAAGCUCUGUGGUACGACCAGCUUAGCUGCCCCGAGGGCUUCGUCCUCAAGCAUAAGCACUGCACCCCGGCCGCUCUGGAGAUGUACUACCCGGAGCAGGACGCCGGCUCGAGGGGAAGCCUGUACACCGCCAUCAGCCAUCUGAACCCAGCUAAGAAAACUCUUCCUGAGCUCUCGUCUCCCUGGCUGCCUGUCAUUAACGCCAUGAAGGAAUCUCAGAAGGCCAGGGGACGCGAGCCACUCCCAGCAGUGAGGGAUGGAGAAAGAGAGCGGGAUGUAGAAAGAGGAGAAGGAGGAGGAGCUAAAACAGAGAUGUUAUGUGUUUGUUCGUUGGAGUGAAUGAGAAAGUACAGUAUUUAAAGGAAGGAUGUGUGAGCGUGUGUGUGUGUGUGUGUGUGCGCGUGUCCUGGUGUCGCCUCUGUACAUGUCCUUAGUAUCCAAAUAUCCAGAUGAUAUCAGAUAUUUGUCUGAGAAGAUCUCCGAAAGCAGAGACACCUGUUGCAGUCAUCAGAUCUCUCUGAGGAAAUCUCCUUUACUCAUACUUGACGAUACAAACGCUAUCAGCUGAUCAGAAACCGUCUCAGUGUAUUCAAUCCAAUGUAGAUAAUUAGCAACUCCCUCUUUAGAUUCAUACCUUCAUUGUAUUUGUGGAUUCAUUAGUUCCCGCCACUGUGUUUGUGCUCUUUACUCAUUUCCCGGUUUUAACCUGAAAGUAGCUUAGCUUAGCAGAACGACCCGUGCAUGGCGUGUAAAACAUGCUUUUAAAAGGUUUUAAGGCGCAACAGGGAAAAAAAAGCAUUCAUGAUUCAUAAUUUUAAGAAAAAUCAUAAUUUCAGUAGUUUCACAAAAAAAUUCUAAAUGAUAAAUCUAUACACUUUUCUCCUUAAUAAAUUUUGCUAAAAACAAAACAUGAUCUGAUAAUCAUAAAUAAAGCAUAAUAAAGCUACAGUAGCAAACCAUGUUUUGCUUUAAGCGUAGACGUCCUCUCCACCCAUGCUGUAUAAUCACUGGCUGUUUACAUAAAUCGCUGAAUGUAACGUGAAAUACAAGUGAACUGGAUUUUGAAAAUGUAUUUAACACUUAAUGUAUUGGGGUUUGUUUGUUUAUUUGUUUGUUUGUGCUUAAAUUGACAUCCCCCAUCAAAUUCAAGCCACCAGCAACUGUAGAGGUAUUUCAUAUACAACAACAUCGUGUGGAAUAUGAAAUAAAAAAAACACACAAAAUUAGAUUUUUUGCGAAGCUGUCCGUAUAGGACGCUGUUAUGAAUGUGUUAACUCUCCUACAAUAUCUCCCAGAUUCCCAUCUUGAACCAGUUUGCCCCAGAUUGUACACAUCAUAUUUAUUUCACCUUAAAAUAUUUAUUUAAUUAUGCAGCAUUUUUGUAAGUACUCAUCUGUAUAGCUUUGGGGUGUUGAUUUGCUGUAAGUAUUUAAUUAAUUGUGAUACAUUCCGAUAUAUAAAUAUAUAUUAAGCUGGAAGUUUAUUUUAUUAUUUAUUAAUUAUUUUCAUACUUUAUUUAUUUAAAAACAUUUUUUUUUGGGGGGGGGGUGUAUAUUUUUACUGGAACAGAACGGUUUGUGUGUGAUCUUUUUAAGAAGCAGCUCCUGAUGUUAAUUCUCCACUAUUAAGUCAUGUGUACACUGUAUGUGGCAGUCCACUGUUAUUAACUGGCUUCAUCUUACACAAAUAAAGACUUCAGUAUUCAGCA